AUGGCUUCUUCUUCCGAUACUGGAGUAUCAGACACGUUGGACCCCAUGGCCAUUGUAUCGGACGAUGAGAUACUAUCCGAGGGAGAGGUUUACACGUUGGACACCACGAGCACAGAUGAUGACGACUUCCAGCCGUUUGCCCUGCCAGACGUUGCACCUUUAGCUGAUGGUCCUGUUGAUAGGGAUGAGGUCCAGCCCGCUGAUGGUAUUCUAGCUGGGGAUCUACCUCUUGCUGAGAUCCCUGCUCCUGCUCCACUUGCCGCAUUUCCCGUAGAGGAUUUGCCACUCGAUGUUAUGUCCGAUGACGACAUCGAUCUUUUCGAGGGUCCCCCUGAGGACGACCAUGAGGGUGGGGCCCCGAUUGCUGAUGAUGUUGCCAUUCCUAUUGAAUAA
Helianthus annuus (common sunflower) is the source of this 393-nucleotide messenger RNA. RefSeq lists its product as uncharacterized. Lineage: Eukaryota; Viridiplantae; Streptophyta; Magnoliopsida; Asterales; Asteraceae. The transcript has a single exon. The record is from RefSeq and is a predicted model, not a curated record. Bases 1 to 393 code for a protein of 130 amino acids.